Messenger RNA from Parastagonospora nodorum SN15, 504 nucleotides. RefSeq lists its product as hypothetical. The transcript has a single exon. NCBI's taxonomy places the organism in Eukaryota, Fungi, Ascomycota, Dothideomycetes, Pleosporales, Phaeosphaeriaceae. Bases 1 to 504 code for a protein of 167 amino acids. The record is from RefSeq and is a predicted model, not a curated record.
AUGUACGAGAGCUCUCUUCCUGUCAAGAACGUUUCUUACGAAGAUUUGAGUGCCAUGUCAUGGGUUGAGCGGUUCAAGCCAUCGCGAGUUGUUAUUGUCGACUACGGCGCAUCCGACGCCACGUUGCAAUCACUGAUCGCUUCGGCGUCAGAUGUCGUUGCGAACAUUACCGUCGUUGCUGUCGGUUACGAAGCCAAAGUGUACACGAGGCAGGACAUCCAAGCUAGGAUGGCGACAGCAAGUACGAAGGUCUCAGUCAACACGAGUGGCGUACGGGACCGAGCGAUUGAAGCGCAGGGAGCUUCUGAGUAUUCUCAUCAGACGGAUCAAACUUGGAAUACAUGUCUCAAAGAGCAAGCGUUCGACAACCUGAAGGUAAAAGUUUUGACCGCAGUGGAAGGACGUGAAGGGAUUGAGGGCGCAUGGACCGACCUUUGCGAGCGAAAAGUUCCAGCUGAUUUCGGAAUGGUGGUCGAAUUGGCGUUAGACCAGACAAUCGGUUGA